GUUACCGGUACAUUUGUUGCCGUUGUGUAAUCGAAUAUUGGACAUAGCGCUCGGACUAAAUCGCUGCUGAACGAACGCUACAUUGUAUCAAAUGCGAUGGGUGCUGCAUCGAGCACAGAGGGUGAAAGGGAACCUCUUCUUGUUCCUCCUGACCGCGAGACGAGCAUUCAGCCAGUUUACAGCCAAGUCUACGGGAGAAGAUGGCUGGUUCUGACUCUGUUUUCCUUGUUAGCGUUCAUGCAAGGGAUAGUAUGGAACACCUGGGGCCCAAUUCAGAACUCUGCCAUGCAUGCGUACGAUUUCACCAAAUCUGACAUCGCCGUGCUGGUUCUUUGGGGUCCAGUGGGGUUCGCGCCUUGGCUGCUAUUUAUAUGGCUAAUGGACAAAAAGGGUCUGCGGGUGUCUCUUCUACUGUCAGCCUUCUUCAUGGUGAUUGGGGCAGCGCUGCGAAGUGUCCCUGUACCAGAACAACAUCUAAGGCGAUGGUAACAACCCUCACUCCCAGAGCCAUGCUAUAUACUUUAUAUAUAGUCCAUACCAGGGGUCUCCAACCUUUUCUAGCAUGAGAGCUACUCAUUUCUUUUCAAACUCUUCUCUUUUCCUCUCACCUGCAAGUCUUCCACUGGUCCUUACUGUACACAAUAACGUUUUCUGUCAAUAUACUUGGUAAAAAUAAUGGUAAAUAAACAACUCUUAAGGAUGGCCCUAU
Salmo salar (Atlantic salmon) is the source of this 709-nucleotide messenger RNA. It is a transcript of the gene dirc2, whose product is annotated as disrupted in renal carcinoma 2. Lineage: Eukaryota; Metazoa; Chordata; Actinopteri; Salmoniformes; Salmonidae. The record is from RefSeq and is marked provisional. Gene Ontology annotation, cellular component: intracellular membrane-bounded organelle; membrane.